Spinacia oleracea (spinach) is the source of this 1901-nucleotide messenger RNA. RefSeq lists its product as uncharacterized. The transcript has 9 exons. The record is from RefSeq and is a predicted model, not a curated record. Lineage: Eukaryota; Viridiplantae; Streptophyta; Magnoliopsida; Caryophyllales; Amaranthaceae. Bases 311 to 1477 code for a protein of 388 amino acids.
AUUUUAGGUACUUCACAUUGAAUUUGGUGUUGAUUGAGUACCAUUCCAAAAAAUUAACAGCCAAAAAUGUUGCAACAAUGCAACAUAUCUCGAUUUUGUUAACUGAAACCGAAAUCAAAAGAGCUGGUUAAACCGAAAUCAGGUUCUGGGUCCUAUUCAGGUUAGACAUUUUGCUCACCCUACCUGUAAGGAGUACACUUACCUUUGAACAUCUAGAAAAAAAAAUGGCGCUUCUUCUUCAACCCAGUACCACCUUCCCUUCUUCACCCACCACCCAAUUUCCAGCCUUGUACAAAAUCCAUAAAUCAACAUGUUUGAAGCCUCCACAUGCAUUCUCUUGCUCCAAUUCUUAUCUCCCAACCAACAAGUGCAGUUUAAGAGGCCAUAUACAAGUGUCAUGAUAGUGCCGACGGGGGUUGGAGCUGCCAUUGGCGGUUACGCUGGUGAUGCUUUGCCGGUGGCGCGUGCACUUGCGUCUGUGGUUGAUUGCCUCAUCUCUCACCCUAAUGUCCUUAAUGCAGCCAUGCUUUACUGGCCCAUACCAAAUGCACUAUAUGUGGAAGGUUAUGCUCUGGAUCAGUUUGCUGAAGGCUUAUGGGCACUUGAGCCAGUUCACCAAAAUAAGGUUGGAUUGGUUCUGGAUGCUGGCAUAGAAACGGAACUCCGCAUGCGACAUUUGCAGGUUGCAGAUGCUGCAAGAGCUUCUCUUGGGCUGCCUGUCCUAGAAUAUACUGUCACUGACAGGACUCUUGAGGUGGAGAAAUGGAUUGAUCCAAAGACUGGGCAAUCAACUGGGAGGAUUAAGCAUCCUGACUCACUGCUAAGAGCUGUACAGAGCUUGGUAGAUCGAUCACAAGUGAAUGCUGUUGCUGUUAUUGGCCGGUUUCCCGAUGAUGAUGAAGACAGCAUGCAUGAUUAUCGUCUAGGAAUUGGCGUUGAUGCCUUGGCAGGAGUAGAGGCUAUUAUAAGUCACCUAGUUGUGAAAGAAUUCCGAAUUCCUUGUGCACAUGCUCCGGCUCUGUUACCCGUCCCAUUAAACCAAUCACUCUCUCCCAAAUCAGCUGCUGAAGAGAUUGGGUACACAUUCUUGCCAUGUGUGCUCGCUGGGCUUAGUAAUGCACCACAGUAUCUGGUUACUGGUUCAAAUGUAAUGGAGAAAGGCUGCAUUUUUGCAAAUGAUGUUGAUAGUGUCAUCCUUCCAAUUGAUGCUUGUGCAGGAAAUGGUGUCCUUUCGUUUGCAAAAAUGAAAAGAAACAAGCCUCUUAUAAUUGCUGUUGAAGAGAAUACAACUGUUCUCAGUGACACACCUGACAAGCUUCAUAUUGAAACGGUGAAUGUUUCAAAUUACUGGGAAGCUAUAGGAGUUAUUGCAGCUCACAAGGCCGGAAUCGAUCCAAAUUCUCUUCGGAAAAACAGGAUUAACAACAUCCCUUGCAGAUCCUCCUUGUCACUGAAUGGUUCUGUUGUCCAUGCUUGAUUAUUCUCUCAUCUAUCUGCUGUUUUCUGUCCCACACCUGCUCUCCUUUCCCUCAAAAGGGGUUUUGAUCCUCAUAUAUGGCUGAAUCCCUUACCAGAUACUCCAGCAAAAAUGACAGUUACUCAUAGCAAACAUCUGUAAGUGGCGUCAAUCUUUCAAAGGACAGUUAUUCAUGGUUAUGCUGGGGAAAGUAUGUCCUUUUUGGAUGCGGCAAUGUUGAAAAGAGCAAACCUUGAACGUCGUCCUACUGUAGUUUGUAUUUAGCAUCAGUGGAUGUGUUUUUGUCAGCCAAUCUCUUCCCUGGUAAAGGCUAUGGUUGUUACUUGUAUAGAGGUAUAGUAUUAGGUUGAUUGUACUCAGGUAUUAAAACAACAAAUCUGUGUAAUAGCAGAGAUUUAAUUUCAUUGCACAUGGAUUGUGAAUA